AUGAAGAUGUGCACGCCAGCUGGAGAUCAGCUUGAAAUUCCAUUGAGAGUGGGAGAGGAAAACUCAUUCCAUAACCAGGAUAGGGUGGCUCUAUCUAACAAAGAUGCAUAUGAACUGGCAAGAGUUGGGAAGAAGGAAGUGCUGAAGGUAUGGGCCCUCGAAAAUACUAAGAGACCAGCUGGACUGGUCUAUGGGUUCAUCGCGGUUUGGAUGGCAUUUAUCAGCAUUUUCAUUGCACUCGGAGAGCUUGCAAGCAUGAUUCCCUCGGUAAGGCUGGUGGACAAUACCACUGGACUAGUAUACUUGCUCCCAAGUCUUCGACCCGCUUUUUCAGCCACAUUACUGGCUCUAUUUGCAUUAUUGCAUGGACUGCGGGCUCAACAGGAACCAUCUAUACAGCUGGAAGCAUUUUUCAGAGCACAUUUGCAAUCAACCAUCCAGAUUACGAGCCAAAAGGGUGGCAUGUAA
This is a messenger RNA of Penicillium malachiteum, 468 nucleotides long. RefSeq names its product amino acid transporter. NCBI's taxonomy places the organism in Eukaryota, Fungi, Ascomycota, Eurotiomycetes, Eurotiales, Aspergillaceae. The record is from RefSeq and is a predicted model, not a curated record. The transcript has 4 exons. The coding region runs from base 1 to 468 and encodes 155 amino acids.